This is a messenger RNA of Chanos chanos (milkfish), 803 nucleotides long. RefSeq names its product platelet-activating factor acetylhydrolase 1b, catalytic subunit 2 (gene pafah1b2). Gene Ontology annotation, cellular component: cytoplasm. NCBI's taxonomy places the organism in Eukaryota, Metazoa, Chordata, Actinopteri, Gonorynchiformes, Chanidae. The transcript has 6 exons. Gene Ontology annotation, molecular function: platelet-activating factor acetyltransferase activity. Bases 117 to 803 code for a protein of 228 amino acids. The record is from RefSeq and is a predicted model, not a curated record.
UCCGCCUGCAGUCCUGCAGCCUCAGCCUGCGUACGUGAGGAGUCACGGCCCGUCUGUUCAGCAGAGACAGUAGCUACUGGAAAACGGGACACGCGGUUUAGCUUGUGCUAAAAAGAAUGAGUGAAGAGGAAAACCCUGCUGCUAUUCCUGCCCCUGUGCAGGAUGUGCAGGGAGAUGGACGCUGGAUGUCACAGCAUUCUCGGUUUGUCCAGGAGUGUAAGGAUGCAGAACCUGAUGUGCUGUUUGUCGGUGACUCCAUGGUUCAGCUCAUGCAGCAGUAUGAGGUGUGGCGUGAACUGUUUUCUCCACUCCAUGCUCUAAACUUUGGGAUCGGGGGAGACACAACCUGCAACGUGUUGUGGAGACUGCAGAAUGGAGAACUGGAGAACAUCAGGCCCAGGGUGGUGGUGCUGUGGGUAGGAACCAACAAUCACGAGCAUACAGCAGAGCAGGUUGCAGGGGGGAUUCUAGCCAUUGCACAGUUGCUCCACUCCCGUCUACCCAAAUCAAAAAUAGUUGUUCUUGGUCUGUUGCCAAGGGGGGAGCUUCCUAACCCUCUGAGGGAGAAGAACGCUACGGUGAAUAACCUCCUGCGUGCCUCUCUGCCUCGUCUCGGCCCUGUCCAGUUCCUGGACGUGGGCGGCGGUUUUGUGCACUCGGACGGCACCAUUUCCUCUCGGGACAUGUUUGACUUCCUGCAUCUGACUGCCAGCGCCUACAGUACCAUAGCAACACCCCUUCAUGAGUUACUGCUCCAGCUAUUGGAAGAGACGCCUCAGGAGAGGCGGGCCUCAUUGGUCUGA